Molecule: messenger RNA, 2006 nt
Organism: Podarcis muralis (Common wall lizard)
Lineage: Eukaryota; Metazoa; Chordata; Lepidosauria; Squamata; Lacertidae
Gene: BFSP2
Product: beaded filament structural protein 2
Biological process (GO): intermediate filament organization
Cellular component (GO): cytoskeleton; intermediate filament
Molecular function (GO): structural molecule activity
Source: RefSeq, a predicted model, not a curated record
UACUCUACUUUUCAAAAAUGAUCAUUCAUGUGUCAACAGCCAGGAGGCCUUUUGAUGCUCAGGAUCAGAUGGGACGGUACAACCAGUGCUGCUCGCUUAAAUUCAGCUAGAUCUGCUCCUGGCAUAUAAGAGGCAUCUCUGCAAGCUGGACUCAUGCCAGUACACGUAAACCCUGCAUUUGGAAGCCCAGAGAAAAGCAGCAUUUAAACGUGGAAGAAAUUAUCUCUCCUCGCCCUCUACCCAGCCCAAAUUGAGGCUCUGGACCACAUUGUCCUUUCCAUGUGCUGCUCUUGCAACAGACAGAUCAUUCUCAUGAAAUAGAUUGCUGACCGAGGGGAAAGGCCCGAACAAUUGUUCCCAACAAACACGCCUGUGGUACGCAGCCAAAGACAAUGAGAAAUGUCCCAGAAGCUCUCGGGACAGAGCACAGAUAAUGAGCCCCCCUCCAAAUCCUGCUUCGCUCUGCAGAUCUCGAACCGCCAACUGCAGCAGCAGCGGCGGCAGAGGGGCACGUAGGGAAGAGGCUGCUCAUUUAGUGCAGGCAGUCCGAGGUGCAGCAUGCCCUUCACAAGACGCAGGGCUUCCUUUCUGGGGCAGCAGCCCUCUACGUCUGCAGCGGAGAGCGUGGGCACCGCCAGCCGUAGGGUUAGCAUUGGUGGGGCAGGCAGCCUGUCAAGGCCGUCGGGGGUUUAUGUGGGAAUUGUGCCAACAGGAGGUGUCAGCAGCCUGGGCACCCGGGUGUCCCGCAGAGCUCUGGGUAUAAGCAGCGUCUUCUUACAAGGCCUCCGUAGCUCUUGCUCUACUGUCCCACUGCCCCAGGGGCUGGAAAGAGGACGGGGCCUAUCUUACGAGAGUCUGAAUGGGUGCCUGGUGGACUACAUUGAAAAGGUGAGAGCUUUAGAGCAGGUCAACCAGGAGCUCGAAGACCGCAUCCGUGUUUACCUGAACAAGAAAUCUUCCAGCGCCAACAACUGGGGAGCGCUGAGAGAGAGCUGGGAGACCAUCUACCACCAAGUCGGCGAUGCAGUCAUGGAAAAUGCCCGGCUUAUGUUACAGACAGAAAAUAUUCAAGCCUGUGCCGAAGAUGUUAAGGACAGGUAUGAAAAUGAGCAACCGUUCCGAAAGGCAGUGGAAGAUGAAAUUAAUUCUCUCUAUAAAGUGAUUGAUGAUGCUAAUUUGACCAAGGUGGAUCUGGAGAGCCAGAUUGAUAACAUGAAAGAAGAAUUAACUUUACUGUCAAAGAAUCAUGAAGAGGAUGUCAAGAUGCUUUACAAGCAGCUUGCUGUUUCACCACUGGAAGAACUAGAUACUCCCAUUGGAACAGGCCUGGAUGACAUACUGGAAAAAAUCCGGAUUCAUUGGGAGAAAGAUAUUGAAAGGAACCGAACUGAGACUGGCGCCCUGCUCCACACCAAGCAAGCCACAGAAACAGCACCAUCUGUACGGACACAAGAGGAGGAACUGGUUGAAUCCCUGAGGGUAGAGUUUCAUGAAACAGCUUGCAAAAUCCAAAGCCUGCAAGCAGAGACUGAAUCACUGAGAACUCUGAAGAGAGGUUUGGAGAACUCCCUCUAUGAUGCCAAGCACUGGCAUGACAUAGAGCUCCAGAAUUUAGGUUCUGUCAUCACCAAGCUGGAAGCAGAAGUAGGAGAAAUCCGUGCGGAGACUGAGCAGCAGCAGAGGGAUCGCGAAACUCUGCUGUCCAUUAAAACACAGCUGGAGAAAGAUAUCACCGCGUAUCACUGCCUUCUAGACAAAGAAGAGAGCAGCUGAUUUUCAAAUUUGUUGUCGUCAGAAGACAAUGAUUGUUGCUCAAAGCACAGGAUGAUGUCACUGGCAAAAGUGUCCAUGGAAACAAUGAAAGCCAAUGCAGCCUACUCCAACUUGAUUCGUCAACUUCAGUAGGCCACAGCUUGACCGACUGCACUAGGCAUCCCCACGUAUGAUUGCUUCGCUUACAGAUUUCAAAACUUCCUAUAUGAUUAUAGAAUAAAAUAUCAGUUCAA